UGGGAGUGGUAUCUCAGCCUUGUUCGUAUCAAUCACCGGGUAGAUCUAUCUUUUUUUUUUUGAUCUCUAAGGCACCCUGGGUAACAGAGGAGUAUUUAGGAAUUGCACUGUUUUCACCACCGCACGGAGUCAGUAGCAAGAAGUCAGAUUCAGAGUCAGAAUUCACGGUGAAGUUCUCACCAAUUGCCAUACACGUUAAAGUAUCUACACAUAAGUAUCUACCAAAAAUAUUACGAGUAGUGAUUGAUUCCGAACGUGGCAUCGCAUAGUAAUGAGUAAGCAUACCGGAUCUACUACUACUUCCAGUAGUAAUUUAGAGACUCCGAGAGGUGGUAUACCUGCUAUAACAGGAGAUAUAGAUUUUACAAAAGCUAUUCAUGUGUUUCCGGAGCAAUUGAAACCAUUCCGAAGUAGUGUAUUAGCUUAUAGCGCAUCUUUCUUAUCUACAUUUAUUGGAUUUCCGUUAGAUACUGUAAAGACUCGUAUGCAAACACACAAACAUUUUACAGGAUAUUUUGAUUGUAUAAAGAAAUCAUAUAUGCAUGAAGGAAUAAGGGGAUUUUUUAGAGGUAUUUGGGCUCCUUUAGUUUCUACAUCAUUUUCAAAAUCUUUAAGUGUAUCAUUAUUUACUGCCGUAAAACCUUAUACUUAUGAUAAUCUUUAUCAAAGUGGUGGACCGGAAUUACAUCCAUUUUUACGUAAUAUCCCUGUAUGUUUUAUUUCCGGUACUAUAGCUGGAGGUGGGGUAUCAUUAUUUGCUUGUCCCUUUGAAUUUACUAAAAUUUAUGCUCAAUUAGAAAGAUUGGUUCAUAAUAAAUCUCUUAGUCAAAUUCCUAGUAAUUUACAAACUAGUAAUCAAGAAUUAAUUAAUAAUUCUACUAUAACUAUUGUUAAACAAAUUAUAAAAUAUGAAGGAAUUGCUGGUUUAUAUUCUGGAUUUAAAUAUCAUUUCUUAAGAGAUUCUUUAUCUUCUGGAUUUUAUUAUUCAGUUUAUGAAUCUAUGAAAUGGUCAAUGAAUAAUUUUAUAAAUAAAGAUCCAACUAAAUCUUCUCAAAUUUCUAUAUUACUUGCAGGUGGUCUUUCUGGUGUAUUAUCUUGGAUCUUUAUAUUUCCGGUAGAUACCACAAAAUCUUUAAUUCAAAAGGAUGUGGUAACUAAUAUUUUACGUCGAGAACAGGGGUUACCUCCUUUACCUCCUAAACAAAGAAAAUUACAAAAAAUUGAGGCAAGACUAUAUAGAGGGCUUGGAAUUUCUGUAUCUCGAUCAUUUCUUGUAAAUAUGGUGUUCUUUAGCACAUACGAGGUUGCCAUGGCCUAUCUUGCUUAACUUUUAUUUAUAUAUAUAC
Scheffersomyces amazonensis is the source of this 1346-nucleotide messenger RNA. RefSeq lists its product as uncharacterized. NCBI's taxonomy places the organism in Eukaryota, Fungi, Ascomycota, Pichiomycetes, Serinales, Debaryomycetaceae. The transcript has a single exon. Gene Ontology annotation, cellular component: mitochondrial envelope. Gene Ontology annotation, biological process: mitochondrial transport; carnitine transmembrane transport. Gene Ontology annotation, molecular function: O-acyl-L-carnitine transmembrane transporter activity. The record is from RefSeq and is a predicted model, not a curated record. Bases 272 to 1327 code for a protein of 351 amino acids.